Molecule: messenger RNA, 1064 nt
Organism: Melitaea cinxia (Glanville fritillary)
Lineage: Eukaryota; Metazoa; Arthropoda; Insecta; Lepidoptera; Nymphalidae
Product: lipase member I-like
Exons: 2
Coding region: 1-1059 (352 amino acids)
Biological process (GO): lipid metabolic process
Molecular function (GO): lipase activity
Source: RefSeq, a predicted model, not a curated record
AUGCUCAUCGCGAUUACCUAUUUGUUUGUGUUUAAAGUGACAGCUCAGAGUGAUCAACAAAAUCUCAGUUUAUUAGAGAACUUGUACGCUAAAAUGUCCGGUGCAUGUCGCGCUAUUAUGGAUCUACAAUUAAAUUCUAUGAAUAGUCAAAAUGAAAUAUUGAGAACUAUGAAAAUUAUAUAUAUAGAUAAUAUGGAAAAGCGAACUUUUUCUAUAGAAAAGGCUUUUCAAACAUUAACUGAAUCGGGUGUUUUUGAUAUAACAAGGCAAACGAAAAUAAUAAUUCAUGGCUAUAAGGACAGUUCACAGUCCUCAGUUUCGUUGGAUAUAGCGGAGAGUUACAACGAAAAGAAAAUGUUUAAUGUUCUUCUCGUGGAUGCGGAAGAAAUGAUGAAUCAAAGGUACAUUUUGUCCGUACACAAUGCUCGUCUAGUGGGAAAAAGGUUAGCAAAUUUGUUAGGUAAUCUGGAAAACUUCGGAGCCAGCGCUGACGAUUUUCACCUUAUUGGUGUUAGUUUGGGAGCACAUAUUGCGGGGUGGGCUGGAAAAUACUUUCAUAAAUAUAAAUCACAUUUACUAGGCCGUAUAACUGGUUUAGAUCCCGCAGGCCCGUGUUUCUCUUUUGCAUAUCCUGAUCAGAGAUUAGACAAAAUGGACGCUAAAUAUGUAGACGUGAUGCAUUCGAACAUGUUAGUACAAGGAGUGAUUGAACCUCUCGGUCACGCUGAUUUUUACUUAAAUGGUGGAGGACCUCAACAACCAGGAUGUAUCAUGCCUUCUUGUAGUCACCUACGAGCAGCUCAAGUUUAUGCAGAAAGCAUACGGACCCCAAAAUCAUUUGUGGGUAUUCGAUGUCGCAGCUGGCAACAAUUUGAAGCAAAUAAAUGUAAAAAUAAAGAUUAUGCCGUUCUCGGGUACGGUUCCUCAACCUCGACCCGUGGUCUGUAUUACCUGCGGACAUCGGCCGGCUCACCUUUCGGCCUUGGUAUGAAUGGUACAAAACAAGUUGCUUCGACUAAAAAUAAUAACAAUUGGUUCAUGAAUUUAAGUUACACUUGACGAAA